CUUUUUUUUCUUAAAAGAUCGCGUUGAAUGUUAACAGCUAUUCCACCAAGUAUACCACCGCCACAAGCUGAAACGAUUAGUUCAGCUUUAGCAAGAGAUGACCUUGUAGAAGAAGUCAAGCUGACUAUUAUAUCUCACCCUUAUUUAGAUGACACCAUGAACAAAAUCAGGCAAGAACCCAUCCCAUGGGAGGAAUACACAAACGUGGGUUUAAUAUCUGAAAAUGAAAUGGCCAUGAUAAAGCAUGUCGAAAAUAAGUCAGUUGAGGAACUCGAGCCUAUUAUGACAGAGCAUGGACGUUAUUAUGCUUUACUUUAUCUUGAAUUAAUGCAAAAAUUGGCAAGAGUGGAUACGCUUCAGAAAGUGCUUGUUCUUAUUCACGAUAUGCUGAAUGAACACGAGGAGAGGAUUUAUUUGUUUCAUGAAGCAAAAAAGGAUAAUCCGGAGUUCCCCUUUGGACCAUUUCAUAAAGUGCUCAGUAUCAAUGACGAAUUUAUAGGUAUACAGUCAAGCAAGUUACUUACUAUGUUGAUUUGUUCUACACCUCAUCGUGAUAUCAACAUACAUGAAUUCUUUCGAUGGAUUACAUUUCAGCUACAAAGCCGUCAGCAACACAUUGUUGAUCUCAAUAUCCAAAUGCUUGAUGCUUUGUUUCAUGUUCCAGAAUACAGAAGAGCCUUUUGGGAAACACCUCAUGCUAUCGACACACUAGUCAGCAUUCUAAAGGCAAACAAACACUCUGAUCCACAAAAGAUAUAUGAACUUACCUUUGCUAUUUGGCUUUUAACAUUUGAUGAACGAGUAGCAAAGAACUUGGACAAAAAAUGUAAAAUCAUCCCUGUGCUAUUGGACUAUGCCAAGUCAACACCUAAAGAAAAAGUAGUCAGAGUAAUUGUAGCAACCUUCAAGAAUUUAACUGAGAAAGCGCCCACAGAAAACAUGUCUGCCAUGUUGGUAGCCAAACUGUUGCCUUUUACAGAGCACUUGGCUACUCGAAAAUGGUCAGAUCAGGAAAUUGUUGAUGACAUUGAAUAUGUGAAAACUGAAUUACAGCAAAACUUUCAGAGUCUUAGUACAUUUGAAGUAUACGCUUCAGAGGUUGAAACGGGUAGAUUACACUGGGAAAGUCCGUCUCAUGCAUCAGAGAACUUUUGGAAACAAAAUGCAAACCGUCUUAAUGAAAAGGAUCAGCACUUAUUAAGGUUAUUGGCAAGAUUACUAAGCACAUCAACAGAUUUUACAGUAUUAGCUAUUGCCUGUCAUGAUUUGGGUCAAUAUGUCAAAUAUAGCAGUGAUCCAAACAGUAAAAGCUAUUUACAAACUAUUGGCGCCAAACAAAGAAUUAUGGAGCUCAUGACGCACCAAGACGCAGGUGUAAGGUAUCAAGCACUUUGCGCAACUCAAAAAUACUUUGCAAUGACAACAUAAAUAAUAAACCAAGCUAUUAGUAUCUUUUAUUCUUUUUUCUUACAUUAUGCAGUGGGAUAAAGAACAAGAACAGAUAUCGACUGAAGAAAGACUAUGUGAAUUAUAUGAAACAAUUGAACAUCAGUCUAUGUCGUUCUCGAUACUGAGACAGAGACAAAAGGCUCAUGCGUAUGUUGAUAUUUGUAAUGUGAUACAAAUUACUUAUUUUUAUGAAAGGGAUCUUUAUGUUUUAUAUAUUCAAUGUCAAGUGAAAUUGAG
Messenger RNA from Rhizopus microsporus ATCC 52813, 1686 nucleotides. RefSeq names its product ATPase, V1 complex, subunit H. The record is from RefSeq and is a predicted model, not a curated record. Gene Ontology annotation, cellular component: vacuolar proton-transporting V-type ATPase, V1 domain; fungal-type vacuole membrane. The coding region runs from base 28 to 1428 and encodes 466 amino acids. The transcript has 11 exons. Gene Ontology annotation, molecular function: proton-transporting ATPase activity, rotational mechanism. Lineage: Eukaryota; Fungi; Mucoromycota; Mucoromycetes; Mucorales; Rhizopodaceae. Gene Ontology annotation, biological process: proton transmembrane transport.